This is a messenger RNA of Betta splendens (Siamese fighting fish), 4250 nucleotides long. RefSeq names its product low-density lipoprotein receptor related-protein 13 (gene lrp13a). Gene Ontology annotation, molecular function: protein binding; calcium ion binding. The record is from RefSeq and is a predicted model, not a curated record. The transcript has 21 exons. Bases 106 to 4200 code for a protein of 1364 amino acids. Lineage: Eukaryota; Metazoa; Chordata; Actinopteri; Anabantiformes; Osphronemidae.
AGGUGUUCAAUUAGCGUGUAUUGGCCUCACAUGGUAACAUUAUAAAACGCCAGGCUUUAGUAUUUGGAGGUUUUUUUUGUUGUUCGUUUUGCUUUCGUCAUUGUGAUGGGUGGCUGUUUGUUUCUUUGUGCAGUAUUCUUGCAGUUGUCAAUGUCCUUGCGAGCCCGAACAGUUAUUUCAUCCGGAAGAAGUCAUUUGAACUGCCCCCUGGACGCCAAACAGUGCAACGAUGGCUUAGCUUGUGUCCCCUACAGCCAUGUGUGUAACGGUGAGCCUGACUGCACGGAUGGUUCAGAUGAAGAGGACUGUGGAUUCGAAUGCGACGAAAAUCAGUUUCAGUGCGACCAGAAGACGUGCAUUGAAAAGGACCAGGUUUGUGAUGGGGUCCCUCAGUGUCUGGACCGUUCUGAUGAACUGCAGUGUGCAAAGAAAACUGAAGGCUGUGCUCAUCUCUGUGACGAGAGCCACUGCCUGGCUGCAAACCUCCUGUGUGACGGAGUCAAGAACUGCUUAGAUGGCACGGAUGAGGCCAACUGUGAGCAACUAAUUGAAAACGGCUAUUCUAAGGAAGAAGGGACCGACGUAGCGGCUGCCUUUGUGGGCUCCUCUAGCUCCAUGUGUGGUUUCAGCCAGAAGCCCUGCAGAGACAAUAUAGGGUGUGUCCCCUACAAUCAUCUCUGUGACGGAGAAGCAGACUGUGCGGAUGGCUCAGACGAGGAUCAAUGUUUGUCAGAAUGUGAAAUGGACCAGUUCCAGUGUGCUCAUAGGAAAAAAUGCAUAGAGAAGAGCCAGAGGUGUGAUGGUGUACCACAGUGUCAAGACCGCUCGGAUGAGCUGGGAUGCGCCAAGCACAUGGACGGCUGCACUCACCGCUGUGACGACAACAGCCGCUGCAUUCCUAGCAGCUUCCUAUGCGACGGGGAGAGCGACUGUUCGGAUGGCAGCGAUGAGUCAAACUGUGGUGCUGAUGAGGGCUGCAGUAGCACAGAGUUUACAUGUACCAAUGGCCAGUGUGUGUCUGGUGCAAUGCGCUGCGAUGGCCACCCAGACUGCAGGGACCGCUCCGAUGAGGAGAGCUGCACUAAAGCCCCAGCCUGCACCACCAAACAUCGCUGUCCACAUAGCAAAGAGUGCCUGGUGCAGGAAUGGAUCUGUGACGGGGACCAGGACUGCAAAGACGGCACCGACGAAAAGGACUGUCCCAGGACCACCCUGACCUGUGGAAAGUUCCAGUGGUCGUGUGCUUCCAAGACAAAGUGUGUUCCUGCAGCCUGGAGGUGUGAUGGCAUGAAGGAUUGUGAUGAUGGCAGUGAUGAGACCGAAUGUGGGACGGUCACCUGCCUCCCUCACCAGUUCCAGUGUGGCAGCAACGAGUGCCUGGAUCCAGUCCUGGUGUGUAAUGGCAUUACAAAUUGUGCAGAUGGUUCAGAUGAGGGCGGCGACUGCCACAUAGAGUGUACAGAGGCAGGCGAAGGCCGUUGCUCCCAUGGCUGCCACAGCACUCCACAGGGAACGCACUGUGGCUGUGAAGCAGGCUAUAGACUCCUGGAAGAUGGUCAGACAUGCGCUGAUGUUGAUGAGUGUGAAAUCCAGAACCCAGGCGUGUGCAGUCACUUGUGCGUCAACACGCCUGGCUCCUACCAGUGUCACUGUCAUCCAGGCUACAUAACAGAGGCUGGUGGACAGCAAUGCAAGGUCAAAGGGGAACCGUUUCUGUUGUCUUCAGUCCAAACUGACCUGUUCAUGGUCGGCCUACUUAGUGGCAGCUUAGAUGUGUUGUCGUCCUCUGCGAAGAAGGCCAUUCUGUCUCUGGACUAUGACUGGAGGGAGCAGAGGGUCUACUGGGUCAGUCUGGACACGGAGAGCAUCAGAUGGUCCACGCUAGACCAGAAGACCACAGGAACGCUGGUUAAAGGAGUUAGGGCUGAUUCUGUAGCCGUGGACUGGCUUGGGAGGAACCUGUACUGGAUUGAUGGGGUGAACAGUCAGAUCGUUGCCACCAGACUGGCCACAAACACAGUGAAGUCACUGGAGCACAGCGCCAUAUUGGAUGAAGACCUCGAUCAGCCUCGCUCUCUGGCCCUGCUCCCACAAAAAGGGCUCAUGUUCUGGACUGAGAUAGGUAAUGUAGUGAAGAUCGAGCGUGCUGGCAUGGAUGGGUCCGAGAGGAGAGCAGUGGUGAACUCCAGUCUGGGCUGGCCCGGUGGCGUGGCUGUGGACGCGGUCGCUGACAGAGUCUACUGGACAGAUGAAAGGCUGCGUGCGAUCGGAUCCGCAACGCUGGACGGAGGCGAUAUUCGGAUUCUGCAAAUGCAAGAAACCACCAACCCGUUCUCCCUGGCAGUGCUGAAUGACAUGCUCUACUGGUCUGACCCCAAGAAGCGAGUGGUGCAGGCUGCCCACAAAACCAGUGGCAAAUCCCGCACAGUUCUCCUGAAACGCCCUAGACAACCUUUUGGCAUUAAAGUCGUCCACCCAUCGCUCCAGACGGCCGUUGACAGCCCCUGUGAGAAGUUGGGCUGUUCCCACAUGUGCGUUUUGGCGCCGGGGCCCAAGGCCGUGUGUAAAUGUCCCUCUGGGCUGUUGCUGUCCAACGAUGGUUUGACCUGCUCCGCUCUGGUCAAUUCGGCUUUCUUGCUGAUGUUGUCUCCCUCCACAGUCACCCAGAUCUACCUGCAGUCUCGACACACAGCCACAGGGCUGAAGGGCUGGCCUGAACACAUGGCCCUGCAGGUGCCCACCAUCAGUGACGCUGCCUUUACAGACUACAACCCACGUGACCACCUCAUCAUCCUGAGCGAUGACGACGCAACGUCUCUGAGCUCCUUCAGACUGACGGACUCGGACUUUGUGGGUCGAAACAAGGUUCUGAAGCUCCUGGAUGACGCGAUCACCGCCGUGGCUCUGGACUGGGUGACGCGUAGCGUCUACUGGAGCGGCAGCAAACAGGCCGGUCUGCACGUUACCUCCGCUACAGGCGCACACACCGCUGUGCUGAUCAAGGAAGGCAUCGGAGAAGUCAAGUCCAUCGCGCUGCAUCCGCCCAGUGGCAGUGUUUGUUUCAGCAACCUGGACCAGCACGGUGCAGGCACGGGGGCCGUUAUAGAGUGCGCCAAUAUGGACGGCGGCGUGCGGCGCGUGGUGCGGGGGAACGCAGUGCAGCCCACGUCUCUGGUUUUCUCUAGUGAAGGGGAUUGGGUUUACUGGGCUGACACUGGUUUGGGGAUCAUUGGUUCGGUCCAGGUCACUGGAUCUGGAUACACGGAGGUGAAGGCUGCUCCAGGCCUGGCUGCUGUGGCUCUGAGUGAUGAAACGCUGCUGUGGAUGACCGUCGGUGAUCAGACCAAGGUCUGGUACAGAGAUGAGCAGCAUCAGAACCAGCUGUGGUUUGAGGUUGGCACCCAUGUGGUCAGCUUUAAGGCGUUCGGCACAUCGAGUCAGGCGGGCUCUAACCAGUGCACAGAUGAUAAUGGCAGCUGCCAGCACUUGUGCCUUGCCGUUCCAGGAGGUCGGACAUGCAGUUGUGGCCACGACCACAUCCUAGUGAACGCCACCCACUGUAGCCCAGGGCAGCAGUGCCCUGCUGGCAGCAGGCUGUGUCUGGAUCAGCUCUCGUGCCAGCCUGUUGAAAAGCUGUGUAAUGGCCACGCAGACUGCUCAGACCAAUCCAAGGACAUCUGUGUGAGUCUGAAGCAGCAGCCGGUGGUGGAGGCUGCCCUCCCCACCCAGUCUGUCACGUCCACUGCUUCCCCCUCCCCUGACCUCCCCCUGUCUGAAACCACAUACCUGAACUCCAGCCUGAACGUCAGCAGCCAGCCUGUGAACCUGGACCGAGAGCGGUGCAGCCACGGUCGCUGCAGUGGCAACGGACAGUGUGUGGAGAGCGACGGGGAAACCGUAUGCGUGUGUUCACUGGGGUACAGUGGUGAUGCCUGUCAGAACCAGAUGCUGAAGACCAUGCAGGGCCCCAUCGUCUACGGAGCUGCAGGGCUUUGUGCAGGAGUUGUGGUCAUCGCUGUGAUGGCACUUGUGGUCAAGAGGAGGAAAAGCACCAACUUGAGGAGAGCCAGCUCAGGAGACGUGAAAGGAACCAGCUUGACUGACCUGGAGAACAAGGCAGAGACCGCCCCCAGUGCACAGACUGCUUCAGCGGCCGUGGAAAAACCAGAGGAAGCGGUAGUGGUCUCCUCUUUGGACUGAGACUCCUUUUGUGGCCAAGCAGCGUUUUUAAAUAAACAACUUGCACUUUC